CGAUCGGUUCGUGCAUCAGACGUUUACUCUAUGUCAUCUAGAGCUGCUCAAUUUCCUCAGACUCUGCAGCUACUUCAUCUUCCUGCUCUUCCCGGAAGUCCUAUCCCUACUGACCUUUAGACGGCGUCCGCGCCACUCCCGUUUAUACAAGCACGACCGCGCAACUGUAAACCUUCGACAAAACCGAUCAUGAAGCAUCCUAGAGUCGUUCAGGCCGACACCGAACUCAUCGCGAUCACGAAAAAGUUGGACGCCCUGCGUUUGCAGCGAGCGGGCCUUCAACUUUGCGACGUUGACGAGACUUUGCGCCUCAAAAGAUCUAUCGACGAGGAGGUUCAGGAACUGGAGGAGCGACGGCACGACUUAGAGCUCGAAACAAUUCCCAUCUACUGGCUACCAAACGAGGUGCUGGCUUGCAUCUUCACGGACGCUGCCGAACACGACCUUGCCAGCAUCUCCGACAAAGUGGCGAAUUGGCGGCGGGCGUUGCCGAUUACUCUGAGCCACGUCUGCUCGCGAUGGAGGAGCGUUGCUCUUGUCACGCGUGAGCUCUGGUCCUUCAUUCUCAUUCGUGACGUGAGAUCGCCACUCGAUGACUCCGUGUCGGCGUUCUUGAAGCGCAGCGGAGAUACAUGUUCCCUCGAUGUGCUUGUGACAAUACCGUCAACAAAUUUGGACCAGAGCAUGAAGGCGGUGGCCGUACUCACGUUCACGGAUUUCCUGAAAAGACUUCCAUGCCGCAGACUGAGAGCGCUUCUGAUACGGUGUGGAGUAAUGGAGUUGGGGAAUUCCGCAGUUUAUGCGAUCAACAACUUUCCCAUUGUACGACAAAGUAUCAAACAUCUCGAUCUUGCAUUGCUCUCCGAUACCCAACCCCCCGAUCACCUUUUUGCUGCCAGGAACAGGAUAUUAGAAGAUAUCCCAGACUCCUGCCUGCUCAGAAGCAUGCGCCUCCGCAGAAUACCAAUGCAAUCAUUGCACUCAUGGGUCUACAUCGGGCUGCAGCGCCUGGAACUCACCUCUUAUCCACCAUCCUUGCACCUGCGACCACCGUUUACUCUGACAGUCUCCAGUCUUCGUUCGGCUUUGAGGUACACUUCUCAACUGGAAGAAUUGGUCUUAUGUGACGCCGUACCUGUCUUCGACUUACCGCUAGACGCGGGCAAUUACAAGCCUUUAGCGUUGAACCAUCUACGCCGCCUUGAGUGGUCAUAUCCCGGGAACAACCAUGUCCAAGGCUUUCUCUAUCUCUUCAACUUCCCCGCGCUCGAGGAUCUGGAUAUCUCGGUCAUACACGAUGUGUCAUCUGGGAGCGAAUGGCAGGGAUACCGCUGUCUGCCUCUGCCCAAGCUAGAGAGGCUUGCACUCACAUGCCUAGAAGAUGCCGUGUGUUUGUUACGCCAAUGCGAGAUCGCGCAGUUGAAAAGGUUGGAGAUCAUCGGCGGCACAGCGUGUUUGGACAACUUCCUCCGCGACCCUCGUCUGGAGCACCUCACGCAUCUGCUACUCUCCGAGGUCACGAUCGAGCCAGGCAUAGCAGAUCAAUUGCUCGGAUACCUACCCCAACUCGUCUCCCUCACUCUCGAACACGUUCACAACGUCGACCCAAUAUUUACGGCGCUGCAGAAGACGAUUGAGUUGGUGCCUUUCGCUGCCGAGGGGCCCGCGGCUACACCGGUGACCAGCGUGCGGUUCUGUCCGCGGCUCAAGGAGAUCGCGCUUUGGAAGUGCAUGGACGCGACAGGCCGUGUGCUGCUCCAGUUCGCGCGCUUUCGAAACGGUGUAGUCAAAGAAACAGCGUCGGAAACGUCUACCACAUUGGCAGCUGGACAUCUUGUACAAUCCUCUCAACCGGCGACAUCCAACGCACGACGGCCUGUCAGGCGUCUCCCUCGGAAGCGGCAGGAUACGUCGGAUGUGCAAAAGCCUUGCAAGAUCGACAGUGUCGUGGUCGAGGACUGUCCUGAGAUAGGCAAGGGUGUCCCCAAUAUCUUGCGAGGGCUUGGCAUCGUCGUCACUUGUCCAGCGCCAUACGAUGGCUAA
Messenger RNA from Schizophyllum commune H4-8, 2043 nucleotides. RefSeq lists its product as uncharacterized. The record is from RefSeq and is a predicted model, not a curated record. Bases 190 to 2043 code for a protein of 617 amino acids. Lineage: Eukaryota; Fungi; Basidiomycota; Agaricomycetes; Agaricales; Schizophyllaceae. The transcript has a single exon.